This is a messenger RNA of Pangasianodon hypophthalmus (striped catfish), 14669 nucleotides long. It is a transcript of the gene tnrc18, whose product is annotated as trinucleotide repeat containing 18. Gene Ontology annotation, molecular function: chromatin binding. Lineage: Eukaryota; Metazoa; Chordata; Actinopteri; Siluriformes; Pangasiidae. The record is from RefSeq and is a predicted model, not a curated record.
UUAAAGUGUUUGCGAGGGUAAAUCCUUCCGCGGAAAUAGUUCACAAAAACACUUCUGCUGCUUUAAUGUUUCCGCCAAGAAAAGUUUGGCGGCUUGAAAAUGGAAACGUGUAGGCUAAAACUUUGAAACGUGGCCGUCGAAUAAGCUGCUUCUGGUGUGAAGCAUGCUGGUUUUUAGUGCGUAUUAGUGCUUCUUCUGUAGCCUCAGUGUGUUUUUAGGCUUCUGACUAUGUAGCCUCAGCUUUAGUCUUGUUAUGUAGCUUCAGUUUGUAGUCUUAUUAUUAUGUAGCCUCAGUUUUUAGGCUUCUUCUGUAGCCUCAGUGUGUUUUAGUCUUCUUCAUAUGUAGCUUCAGCUUUAGUCUUGUUAUGUAGCCUCAGUUUUUAGUGUUUUUUAUUAUUAUGUAGCCUCAGUGUGUUUUAGGUUUCUGACUGUGCAGCCUCAUGUUAUGUAGCUUCAGAGUGUUUUUAGUCUUCAUGUUAUGUAGCUUCGGUGUAUUUUACUUUUCUGACUAUGUAGCCUCAGCUUUAGUCUUAUUAUUAUGCAGCUUCAGCUUAAGUCUUAUGCCGCCUCAGUGUGUUUUAGUCUUCUGACUGUGUAGCCUCAGUUUUUAGUCUUCAUGUUAUGUAGCUUCAGUGUGUUUUAGUCUUCAUAAACUUCCAACUCCUCAAGUUUUAAAUGUAGCUGUCGCUUUUCGGGCAACAUUGUUUACCUGUAAACUAUUAGCCUUGACAGUAGCCUUAGCAAGUAGAAGCCAAGCUGGAGUUUAGGUGAAAUGUUUCAGUAUCAGUAAGCUAAACACACUGUAGCGGUUUACUCGGCGGUGAAGUGUUUAAAUCCAUGAACAAGGACGAGUUAGAAAUCUCCAGCUUGGCCGUGGUGUGAUUAGUAAGAGCAGACUGGUGGCAUGAACAUGUACAUCAAGCUUACUGGAUAGUGAGGUCUUGCAACAUUGAGGCUACACUACACUAAGCUCUUGGGACAAACUGUUAAGCUGGAUAGAAGUGAUCGAGUUGCUUGCACAUGAGAAUUAAACCACAGUUGUUCACGAGCGGUUUGGCACCAUUGACCGAAGGUCGGCACGAUGCCGGAUAAGGACGCGGAUUUGCCUGGAAAUCUAGGGACAUUAUUAUAAGGCUGUUUCGGAAUAGCCGAUCGGAGCAGUUCUUUUUUUUUUUUUUUUUUUUUUUUUUGGUUUUUGUUUUUGUUUUUUUUAAUCGAGUUCCCCACUUGGGUGGAUGAUGGAUGGCCGAGAUUUCGGGCCCCCCAGAUCCGUGCACGUUCCCCCGCCGCUGCUCUCGGGACUCGCCAUGGAGUCGCACCGACUCGGAGCUUCCUCCGCGCCCGGGAGGAUCCCACCGUCUCCCGGCCACCUGGGCGCGAGCCACCCGGCGGCCGCUCUGCACUCGGGAAAAUUUCUCUCUCCGACCAUUAACAUACAAUCCCACCACAGUGAUGCCUUCCCAGGUGCCUCUGGCUUCCUCAGUGGCUACAUGAGCUCAUCCAACCCGCAUGCAGGGCCGAGCUCUCUUCCCUCCGACCCCGCCUUCAGAGCCCCCAACCCGCCCAGCCUGCAGAUGGCUCAGCUCUGGGCUUCACACACUCAUGAAGGUUUCCCCCACCUUCCCAGUGGUCUGUACCCUGGCCCCUACCUUCCCCUGGGUCAUCUUGAGCAUCCUCAACUAGGCCAGCAUUCACUUUUUGACUCACAAAAAGAAGGUUUUUACCUUCCAGGCUCAGUACACUCCCAGUCUGCCAUGGCCCGGAGCCUUGUGGCCCAUUUGCCCAGCCCUCUCUCCAGAGAGAAGACGCAAGAGCUCCAUAAAAGCUCCAAAGACUCAGGCCGGGAACUGGGAAAAGAUAAGCCAUGCAAGAGUGAGCCAGGCCACUUGGUCCAGCGCAGGGAGCGGGUUCGGGAGGAGCCACGGCCCCACAGCGUGGUUGACCUCACCCAGGAUUCUAAGGCUGAGGACGAGCGACGAGUCUUUCAGCAGCAUUCACCUGCUGCUGAUGUUAAACCCAAAUACCCUCCCCAGCCCCCGCUCAGCAACUGCAGGACCAGCAGUGGCCCACCAUCCAGGUACCCAGGUUCGGAACCAGAAAGAAGAGAGCGGGCCGACGAAAAUUUCCAAGCCACUUUCUCCUCCUCUACUGAAAAGCCAAAACGGCUCGACUCAGUGGCUACAUCUCUAGGCACUUUGCACGUUACUUAUGCCAGCCCCUCCUCCCUCCAGAGCAGUCCAGCACCCCUCCCACCCAGGCUGGUGUCUUCUGGUGCUUACCCUCCCCCUCACCACAUGCCCCCAAGCUUGUACACACUCUGCUCUGCCACCAAAGAGCCAGCCAAGGAACACAGAGUGACCGCUCCUACUUAUGUGCCUUCUGUAGAGGUUUACGACGAGCGGAAAGGGCCCAUCCAGAUCGCCUCGCAAGCGCGAGACAAUAAUAAAACGGAUAAGAGCAGGGACAGGGACAUGAACAGAGCACCCCUGCAGGUGGGGAGUGAGAGGACACCUGCACCCUCUGUCAGGAGCGAGUCUCCUUGUCCCAGUGAGCUCAAGAGAGACAUUGUACGGGAAGAGGGAUCCGUGAUCAGGGCCAACAAUUUGGCUGUAAAAAGGCCAUCUGUUUUAGAUUUGGGCACAAUCAAAUCCAGCCACAGCCCAAAUACCAAGGACUUACCAAGCACCAAGCACACAAUCAAAAUGGGACAGGAGACGGAAAGCCGCCUCCAAGAGCGUGAAAUAGUUCAAAGGUCUGGACCUCCGUUUUCUGGUCUGGAACCCACCACACUCCACUCUGCUGAGACCAAAUGGAAGCCUUUCGAGAUGGGCAACUAUGCCGCUAGUCACAUGGCUGCUUUGGCAGCUCAACAUACUCAUGGUCCCAGAGGAGAGGAGGAAGGCAAACGCAUAUACCUGGAUCGGAGAGGCAGCCCAGGGACCCUCCAGGGCGAGGAGCACAGUGAGGUGUCUGCUAUGCAGAGCCUUAUCAAGUACAGUGGGAAUUUCUCUGGUGAGGUCAUGUCUAAGCAUGGUGCGGAUAGCCGCACCCCAUUUGGGGGACUGGGCAACCUGAAGCUGGAGGCUCCUCAGCAUGCGAGCGCUAAAGCUCAGCACCUGUCUGGAAAGCAGCUGAAGAGGGAGCCAGAGAGACCUGAAAGCGCCAAAUCAUUCACCCGGGACGGAAGCUCCUCUCAGGGGGAGGCUGAGGUUCGGCACCCCCCAGUGGGCAUCGCAGUAGCGGUGGCUCGACAGAGAGAUAACAGCAGCAAGCUCAGCUCCGUGUCGGACCGAGACAGACCAAUUCUGGCAGGAGGCAUCAAAGGCCCAGGCCAAGAGGAAGAGGAACAAGGACAAGAGCGAACACAUCAUCACGAUGGCCGGCUCCUGCCUGGGCGUUUGGAACACGAGCAAGAGAAGGCAUUAAGGGAGAGUAAGGACUUGGCAGAUUACCCUCAGCUGCAUCCUCCCUUGGUGUCUGUGAGUGGUCUGAACCCAAACCUGAUGGUGACCGGAGGUUCUGCCCUGACGGGGGGAGGCCGCUGGCCUGCUGACCCCACUUCCCAUCUGACUUCCCAUCCCUGGCUGCCUCGCCCUGGACCCUCAUCUAUGUGGCUGCCUGGUUCUCCAUAUGGACUGGGGGCGCCCUCUCUUCACCAGCCCCUGCCUCCAGGUUACCCCCCCACCUUACCUGGGUCCAUCCCCCAAGCCUACCAGUUUGCCCGGGACCCACAGACUGGACAACUGGUCGUCAUUCCCACCGAGCACCUUUCACACUACACGGCAGAGAUGUUGGAGCGUGGCCCCCCGCUGUGGCCAGCCGUGUACCCGCCAGCAGGCAGCUCUCUGCAGCACGCCCACCAGCUGCAGCUCCUCUCGCACCAGCAGCUCGUACGCCAACAGGAGCUCUACAUGAUUCAGCAGCAGGCUGCCCAGGUCAUGGAGCUACAGAGGAACGCACAGUUUGUGGAGAGACUGAAAGAACAGCGGGCUGACAUGGAGGACAAAGCAGAGAAGAGAGGUGGAGAGGGCACCAAAGCUAGCCUCUCAAGUGUACCUGCCUCUGUUUUGCACUCACGCAAGCCCCCUCCACCUUCUCCAACCCCCUCCACCUCCCAAAAGAAGACUGUGACACCUUUAGCAGUCACACCUCUGCCCUCUCCAGUCACCUCCCUUAAGUCUGAAGACAGGCCCAAAGUGGAGAGCACACUUCCUCAGCAGUCUUACUCACACCCGUCUACCCCAGCCCCACAGCCGCUCAGCCCUGCAUCCGCCUUGUCACCUCCCCCUUCCCCCAUCCACCCUAAACAGGAGUCUGUGGAGGUGCCCGACAAAGAGGAGCUUGACCUGCGUAAACAAGUAUCUGCUUCUUUCCCAUCUAUAUAUCCUGAAAUUCCUCCAGGCUACCCCUACCAAUCAAUAACAGCAUCAUUCGGCAGCCAUUACCCCUACCUUCUUCAGCCAGCCACAGCUGCUGAUGCAGAAGGCCUGGCUCCAGCUGUCCCGCUGCAGGCUGAGGGCUCAAAGCGCUUAGCCGGCCCGGCCAGUGUAAAACCCAGCCACAUGUGUUCCCCAGUGGUGGCAGAAGCUCUGCAGGCAUCCAGAGAGCCCAAGCGAGUAGAGGAGAGUGUUGUGCCAUUCAAAGAGGAGCCGGGCCUGGAGAACAGCAAGGAAGUUUUGGGCCAGGAUGGUAUCACACAGUCUAUCCACUCUGCUACUACAAUUUCCAGCCAGGACUCAUGUACUCCUGUUGAAGCAGUGGCCUGCUCUGGAGCUGCAGCCUCACCACUGCCUGAGGAGAACAAAGAAGAACAAGAUGACAAGGCAGAUCUAUUCUCCUCUACUCAACAGGAGUUGUACCAAAGAUCAGGAUCAGACUUGGAUAGGAGCCCUGCAGCAGAGGUUUCAAAGGGCUCUCUCAAAUUGCCAGAGUCAGCCUACACAUCCUCCUCAAAUUACACUGACAUGCAACCCAUAGACUGCAGCAUUCGUCCCUCAGACUCACCUUCAGUUAUCACAGAGAGGCUCAUUACAGCAAACAAGCCCAAAGAACCCACCCUUGACACUCCAGACCUGGAAUCGACAUGUAGUGACAUACCGCUUCCAUGCUCCACUCCUCCUGUGCUCCUACCAGCCCCUGUGCCAGUAGCCAUCCAGGCUGAGGACCCCAUGGCAGGCAUGCUGGCACUGCUAACGGCCAGUGAGCUGCCCCAAUCUGGAGGCCUUACCACCAUGGCUGAGAUGCCCCCUACCGGGAUGGUGCAGUGCCCAGGAAUCAGUCUUUUGGAGUCCACUGCAGCUGAGGGCAUGGCCCUGCUUAGCCAAAUGGCCGAGCUAGAGAUGCAGAGGCACCAGAGAGACUCCAUGCAGGGCAUAAUGCUCUGUGGAUUAGAGAGUCUCCUCGAGGCUGGGAGGCAAGUCCUCCUGGAGGCCAUCGAGUGCCAGCCUCAACUCAGCAUCCGCCUCCCCAGAGAGCUCAACCCCAACAAGAAAUACAGCUGGAGACAGAAGAAAGACGAACCAAUGUUCUCCAAAUCCUCUCUGGAGGGUGUGGAUGCAAUGGAGGUGGACUAUCGUGUGAGACUGGCUGAGCUGCAGCGGUGCUAUAAAGAAAAGCAGAGAGAGCUAAUCAGGCUACAGAGACGGAGAGACAAAGUAGAGAAGCAACAGCUGCAGCAACAACAGCUCCAGCAGCAGCAAGAGGAAAGGAGCAGGAGCCUGGCCAGGAGAGGCCCUGGUCGGCCCCGGAAGCGCAAGCAUGGCCUGUGUGCUCUGUCUCCGCCUUCAGGCAAGCUGGAUGCCAAAUGUGGAAAGCUGGCCCAGAGCUCACAGUAUUCAGAGGACUCGGAGAGUGGGGAAGUGCUGAGGAAGCGCUUCCGCAGCUCCACACGGGAGGAGGAAGAGGAGGAGGACAUGGACGUUGGUAUUUUAAAGGCAAAGAAGAGAUGCAAGAGUUGGAAUGAACAAGAAUCAUCCUCCAGUUACUCUCACGAGGUACCUAAAACAGGCAGUAAAAAGAGUCAAGUAAGUGAGCAAGAGCAGUUGGCUUCAAAGCUCGACAAGGCCUUGUCUCUCACUAAGCUUGGUAAACCGACGAAGGCCUCAUGUAAGUUUGUAGACGGUUCUUCAGGAAAGUCCAGAACUCCCUCUGGGAGCAGGCUGUCUAUGCUCCCAGACAUAAGUGUGAGAAACAAGAUGGCAAAAACCAAGCUGUCCAAAGAUCUUGGUUUCUUUCACAAAUCCUCCAAAGGAGGUAAAAACAAAAUGUCCAACAAAUUAAAGCCUUCAGACUCAUGCCUUAAGGGAAAAGGCCAGAGGAAAGCUUCCAACUCUCCAGUGAGGUCAGAGAUCAGCAGCUACUCCAACAACACAGAUUCAGAAGAGGACUCUGUGAAGGAUGGCUGGCCACCUCAUGCCAUGUUGGGUAGAUCAGGACCCUGUGCACAGAUCCCAGGCCAAUACAGCACUCCAUCUAAGAAGAAGCGCCCGUCAUCCAAGAGAACCUCUGCAUCCUCCUCCUCCUGUCUCAAGUCGAAACAGGGGGUUAAAGAAAGAAAACGGAAGCACUUUGCUUUAUUACUGCAAGAGGCAGGAGUCAGCUCCUCUGAGGACUCAUUUGACCAAGAGUACUUUACUGAAAGGGAUGAUUACGAGGAUGAGGACGAUGAAGAGGACUAUGACAAUGAACUGGAUGAGAUUAAUGGCCUGUGCUCUUCCUCGCUAGAGGAAAGUGGGUUGGGUCUGCUUGCUCGCUUUGCUGCUAGCGCCAUCCCUAGCCCUGUCACCUCUGGCCCUAUGUCCCUCGUUCAGCUGGAGGCCAAGCAGAAAGCCAAGAAAAAGGAGGAGAGGCAGAGUCUGCUAGGUACGGAGUUUGAAUUCACCGACUCUGAGAGUGACAUCAAGAUCCGGAAGUUCCCAUCUCUGCUACAUGGUAAGAGAUCUGCACCCGAGCUCCCUCUGCUACCCCCGGCCAGUGUGCUGCGUGAGGACUCCAGCCCUGGCAAACGCGGCCGUAAGCCCAAAGCCCCAGCCGAGCUCAACUUGAGCUUCUCAGCCGAAGGGAGCGAUGAAGAACGCUGGAUCCGCCGCCGGAGCGAGCGCAUUUUCCUCCAUGAUGCUGCCCAGGCUAAACCCGUCUCUCCUUCCAAACCUACAGUGCCCAAACCAGCUCGUGGCCCCAAAACACCUCUGCAUGGCUCCAAGGACAUACCUAAACCCAAGGAGGCAAAAGCACUGGGAAAGAAGAAGAGAUUGAAAGAGCUCCCCCUACGUCUGCCGCCACUCUCCAGCACUCCCUCAGAGAGCAGUGCAUCACUCUCUGUCAGCUCUGGACGCAAGAGCAAGAUUAAGCCCAAAGCCAGAGAGGCCCGAGGAAAAGGCGGCGCUGUCAGCAAGCUGAUGGAGAGCAUGGCUGCUGAUGAGGACUUCGAACCUAAUCAGGACAGCAGCUUCUCAGAGGACGAGAACCCCCGUUUGAGCACUGAAAGACCCUGUACCCCUGCCCCUCGUAACUGUGUGCUUAAUAAGGAUGAGCUUCAGGACGGAUUGCGUGUCCUUAUCCCUAUGGAUGACAAGCUGCUGUACGCCGGCCACGUCAACACCGUCCACUCGCCCGACAUAUACAGCGUGGUGGUUGAGGGUGAACGGGGUAACAGGCCUCAUAUCUACUGCCUGGAGCAGCUGCUGCAGGAGGCGAUUAUCGAUGUUAAGCCCCCCUCUGUGAGGUACCUGCCUCAGGGAACAAGAAUCGCAGCCUACUGGAGCCAACAGUACCGCUGCCUCUACCCUGGCACCGUGGUCAGAGGGAGCCCUGACAUGGACGAGGUGGACGACUUGAUAACUGUAGAGUUUGAUGACGGAGACACCGGCCGCAUUCCGCUGUCUCACAUUAGACUGCUCCCUCCUGACUACAAGAUCCAGUGUGCGGAGCCAUCCCCUGCUCUCUUGGUGGCUUGCACUAAAAAGCGAGCACGGAAGGGUAGUAAGGAUGUUCCUGAGAGCAAAGACACAAGCCCCAAAACCACAGAUGAUUCUGCUCCGAAGAAUAAGGGGAGAGGGAGAAAACCAAAACCCAAACCUGAUCCUGAACUAACUCCAAAGGAGCAUGAAAAACCUGACCAGUCGGCCCCUGGACCGGUGCAGGAGAGACCCCUUACCACCCAGAAAAGUGGCCCACUGCUAGGCAGGAAGAGUCAGCCUGCCAACACAACCAACCCCUCCAUCCCCAUACCUGCUGAAGGCCAGAAGAAAACUGCUGUAGCCAAACCCUCAGCCAAAGUACACUCACAGCCCAAGUCUGUGUUCUCAUCUGCGCUUUAUGGAAAAGUUCUCUCUGUGGAUCUCUAUAAUGACCCGUCUGCUUCAUUAGCUUCCUUUAUGUCCAACAAUGAGAACGGGAAGGCAAAGGCUGUCAAAAGAGUCCGGAAGAGUGAAGAGGAAGGAGGAGCGUUUGGGGUGAAAACCCAACGCAAGCAGCCUCAGACAGAGAUCCUGAUCAAGUUGGACCAUGAGGGCGUGAUGUCUCCUAAGACCAAGAAGACCAAAGCCCUGAUGAUGAUGGAGGGUCAGAACCGCACAAAGAGAGACAGUAAAGCCGUGAUGGGUGUUAACUACACUACAGUCACCUCCACUACCCCUACAGACAAAACACUGAAGCCCAAGACUGAGCCUGAGACAAUUAAUACGGACAAUGUGGCGACCUACAGUAUCCGUAAGCUGGGAAGCAGCACAGACAGCCGCGUAAGUGUGAAGAGCUCAGGAGAGAAGGAGGCUCAAUCAGAAAACUGUAGCAGCAGCAGUAGCAGCAGCUCAGAGUCUGACGGAGAAGAGGAAAGGAGGACUUCGCCGGAAACAAAGACCAAACAGGACAGCAGCUCCACCAGCUCCCGUGCCUCUAGCCCCACCUCUUCCAGCUCCUCAAGCAGUAGCUCCUCUUCUACUGCUGGAUUUAAUUCAUCAUCUUCAUCGUCCUCCUCGUCCUCAACCACCAGUGAUGAGGAGUCUUCGUGUAGCUCAGAUGAGGAACCUCCUGCAGCUCCUCAGCCCCUGUCUCCUCAAGAGCAACCUCCUACAGAGAAUGAAGAAGAGGAUGUAGAAGAAAAAGCAGAGGUGAAGACUGAGCCCCCGCCCACCACACCCAAGGUCCAGAAACAGCCAGCUCCUCCCAAACAGCAGGCAAAGCAACAGAAGCAGCAGAAGGUGAAGAAGAGCGUUGGCCGGCCUAAGAGGAGAGAGGGCAUCCACCUGCCCACUACAAAGGAGCUGGCUAAGAGACAAAGACUACCCUCUGUGGAGAACAGACCCAAGAUUUCUGCUUUCCUCCCAGCCAGACAGCUAUGGAAGUGGUUUGGGAAACCUACUCAGAGACGGGGGAUGAAGGGCAAAGCAAAGAAACUCUUCUAUAAGGCCAUUAUGCGAGGCAAGGAAAUGAUUCGUAUUGGAGACUGUGCUGUUUUCUUGUCUGCUGGACGGCCUAAUCUUCCAUUUAUUGGUCACAUCCAGAGCAUGUGGGAGUCUUGGGGCAACAAUAUGGUGGUUCGUGUCAAAUGGUUCUAUCAUCCUGAGGAAACCAACCCUGGAAAGAAACUUCAUGACAAAAAGAACUGGGAUCAGAUGUCUGGAAGGAAUCUUGCUGCUGUUUUGCAGGCAUCCAACCAGAGGAAGGAUUUCAUGGAGCGGGCUCUGUACCAGUCCUCUCACGUUGACGAGAAUGAUGUUCAGACCAUCUCUCACAAGUGCUUGGUUGUUAGCCUGGAGCAGUAUGAACAGAUGAUUAAAACUAAGAAGUACCAGGACAGUGAGGACCUCUACUACCUGGCUGGCACUUAUGAACCCACUACUGGUAUGAUUUUCAACACUGACGGUGUUCCUGUCAUCUGCUGAGGAGUGCUCUUAUCACCCAGCUACACCGCUGGAACGAGCUCAAAUCUUUGUAGAAGAUGAUCGAGAGCUAGAUCAAUGUUGGAUCCUUUCCCGAUCGACUGAAAUCAUGGUAACGUUCCCGAAUGAGACCAUUGUUCGUCUUCAUUGAAUGACAUAUGAGGACUGAGAUUGAUAGUAAGCAUGAUCAUGGACUUGGAAUGUAUUCCAGAUGGCAGCAGUAUACAGUCUGCCAGUAUUGUUAAAGUAUGUGUGGAGAAGGCAAAUGUGGAGCGUGUGUCCAACCUGUUAACAGAGGACAGUCCGUUCCAGCUCUGAUAUAACGACACAAGCAUGGUCAACAAAUCAAGCACCAUUUUGAGAAAGAAAUGAGUGCGCAUGUCAAAAUCGUCUUCAUGGUCAAACAUGUCUGCACAGCUGAGCUUUUCUGUCUCUAGCUGUCAGCAUCAGAAUGGGAACUGAUGCAACACAACUUGGUGGAACUGAAUCUGCUGGAGAGAGGGCUGCUACGAACCAACUCCAUGAGCCCAGCUUGUGGUGGAUGUGAUUUAAACUGACAGGACAUGUCACACUUACUACGCCAAUCCACCUAGAGAAGCUAUCCGUACCAGCACUCUGCUGUCCAGCGACCUCCUGGUAAAACCGUGCUGGAACUUAACACAACGACAGCCGGUUAAUGAACUUGGACAGCUGAUACAACCCUGGACUCUUAAAGCUACAGCCGUACUGACACUGGCACUCUUCCUGCACUACAGAGUGUUUAUUCGCAGGAAAGUGAGUCACCUUUCUAGCCCAAAAGAUCUACUGGGAUAUGUAUAUGGGCCUGUCUUCUAGCCAGCAUGGCAGAAAGGGCUCUUUGUACGAGUCGCGCGCUGUCGUGGUCUAAACCGUUGUACAGAUAACUACAAUUGUACAUACACUAUAUAUACAUGAUAUACCCACAUUUUAUUUUCAUGUACAAUAGAUUUAUGUGAAAGUAAUUUUUUUAAAGUGGUAAAAGAAAAAAAGAGCUUUAUUAUACUGUGAAUCAAAGAUCAAAAUUAACUGAAAAUCAGGAACUCGAUUAUGAGGAUCUCAGAAAUUGUUACUGGAACUCUGAAUCUCAGAUACCCACUACAUUGACGAUGCAGUGUAAUUUUAAAUAUAAUAUCAAGGAUACUAUUACAGGACAUCAUGGUUUUCAGACCAGUUGUCCAAUUUUGCAUUUUUUUUAAACAGAAAGCACUUAAUUCUACCCUUCCCAGCUCUUGUAAGAUGAAUUUUCUUUGACAAUCCCCAGUGCAGGCAAACUAGAUACAUACACAAAGAGAAUAUAUCGCAUCUUUCAUGGCUGCCAGUCGUCCGGAGUGGUCGCCACCUGGUCAGCCUAUUGCUAUUUCAGGCCCUCAGCAAAUUUGUGUGUGUGUGUUUUUGUUGUUGCUGUAUUUUCUUGUUUUGCUUUCUUUUUAAAGCAUUCCUCUUAUCCCUUACCCAAUCUACUCCUUCCAGAAGCAAUUACAUCUCAUGCAUAAAAGCACUUUGUUAGAAUUUACUAAUAGCAGAGCAGCACAGCAAAGUGACAUUAGAGAGAGUCAUCAGAGAGUGUGAGAUUGGAAGUACUUAUGGUGAAAGCUACUGUAUGUCUGCGUUUCUGUAUCUUCCCUCUCUCACUCUCUCAUUCUUGCACGUGGCUGUUGUUUGUCUAUGCCUAAAAUACUUUAAGGGAAAUUCCAACAAGUUUUGUUUUUCCCAGAAUUUCACCGUUGCAGCUUGUUGAGUUGUAAACAGUCAUUCUGAGUGGUUUGAUGAAAAAACGGACAUUUCUGAAGAAGCUUUCUGACUCAGAGGUGUUUACGUUGGCAGUGAUGGGGAACGGGUCCAAAAUCUCUAAAAAUUACCCUGGUUAUUACAUAAAAUAGUUACAAAUUCAUUCCCUGUUGCCUUACAGUCUGGUUAUUAUAGGUCUCUCUCUCUCUCUCUAUCUCUAUAAAGAGUACCUUAUGGUACCUCUUUAUUUCAUCCUCACUGUUGAAUGCAAGCACAUGCAUGCAAGCACAACUCCCAAACCAUAUAGCCACAUCGGGGGGGACAAAAUAUUUAUGAUGUUUUAAGGAAAAAUGGUACUAAAAACAUUUCUAUAAAUUAAUCACCAUUUUAGUGCUAUUAUGCAUUACAUAUAACAUUACGCAUAAAAAUCCAGUGGUUUCACUAGUAGAUCGCAUAACACUAUUGUGAACAUGAAGGACUCCUGGUUUCUAUAACAAACAAAAACCUGAACCAUUUCUCAUCUAAACAUGCUGCAUGACUGUUUACUUCUCAUCAAGUGAAUUAUACAAAAAUUUUGAAAAAUCAGAAUUCCCCUUUAAGCCCAGUCCCUCAGAGGCUGAGUAAUUUUUGGCCCAAUUACAGGGAUUGAAUGUUGCUCUUUGUAAAUAGGUCUUGCUGAUCUUGUAUUCCAAAGAAAGAGCCAGACAUCACCAGAGGCUCUCAUAUACGCCAAUACAGGACCAGGCUGUUUAUUUUCUGCUCCUCUAAUCAAGACCAAUCAAAUGUAUUUGAUUCAUGGCGUUUCUGUCUAGCAAACACUCAUUUAAAAAAAAAAAAAAAGAUAUUUUUGUUUAUUUGUGCCUUCUGUCGUGGUCUAAAGAUUGAAUGUAGUCUAAUGUCUAAAUAUUGGACAUGUUUUUUAUGUCCAGAAUGAUGUAUUUUGGAAAGUGUUCCUUGUGAGAAUGUCUAGCCUUUCGAUUACAGCCUCCACUGUAGUCGAUUAGUUUGCCAAUAUCAGCGGCUGAAGGUUGUGUACACCUCCAGUGUAUAUGAAUCAGAAGUUGUUAUGGGGUAAAUUCAGUGUGUGUACAAGCUAAAGUGGAUUCUUUGAGAAUUUUACGUUUGCUUCCUAACUUCCUGUCUCAGAUCUCUUCAUCGCCAUAUUUCUUCUACCUCUUUUUUUUUUCCAGCAUAUCAUGGUCUUUUUCUAACAUUUUUCAAUGUAGAAAUUAAGUUCUGUCUGUCUCUCUCUUUUUUUUCUUUUUUUUUUUUUUAAGCCCACUGGUAAUCAUUGCCGUUCUCGACUUACUUCUCUAGGUCGCCACUAUGCUGAGAGGGUGUGGUCAGUUACCACAUCUUUUCAAGCUGCCGCCUACUCAGUGUCAUAGGGCAGCUGAAUGCGCUUUGAGGGUAAUGAUAACCGCCCACUUCUGUUCACGUGACUGUCCUUGCUCUGAAUCAAUAGGAGGAGACGAUUCAGGCCAGCCGUUCAUAUGGCCUGUUGUGUUUUACUGCCACUUCUCACACUUCUGAGCAAAAUUCAAUUCAACAUUUCUUCCAUCUUCCAUUUUGCUUUUAGAGGAAGGGGUAGCGCGAGAGAGAUAGAGAGAGAUUAAGAAGGGAAUGGACACUAGAAACGUCUGGGAUUUAUGUAACCCAGCACAAUUUAGGCCUACUCAGUAUUUCAGAACUUCUUUCUGUUGUAGAAAUAUGUUGACACUAUUGCAUAUGUAGAGAGAGACUAUAUUGGUAAAUUUGUCUGAAAUAUUCUUUUCUGUGUGUGUUUCAUAUAUAACAUUGGCCAAUCUCUCUUAAAGAGAUGAUAUCUUGUUGAUAUUCAAUAGGUUAUUUCUUAACAUGUUAAUCAUCAUAUGUGGUCUUGAGGUAAAUUGUAUAUUCUGUCUUUGUAUCAGGUUCUGACUUUUUAAGAGUUUUCUGAUUAUUUUGGUUUGAGGAUUUGUAACAGACCCAAAGCUGACUAAAAUGGUGCCAAAUAAUCUUUAAGUCACCUGAAAUCUGAAACAACACUGAGCACGCAAUCAUGGUCCAAAACUCGGUCGAAUAUACACUUUUUUUUUUCUGUGUAAGAUAUUUGUCUUUAGGAAGUUGUACAAUUUAAGUGCCCCUCAAAACAAACGUUUACUUGGAGCUUGAGUCAAGCUGUAAAGCACUUUUUAGAAUAUUUUUGUCUGCAUGUUGUAGAAACAGAGUUUAUGCAUCUAGGAAUAAUAUUAGAGCAGAGCAAUCAACUCUUAUUUUGCUUGCUGUGAGUGUAACACAGUGUGAGAUGUCCUUCCCUUUGGCCCAUGCUCGGGUCAUUAAAAGAGACAGUGGCCUCUGCUGGUAGAAGUUAUGUAGGGUGAGCUAGUUGCUAAGUGUCUUCUGCUCUGUGUUCAGGGUCGUAUAUGGCCAUCUCUUUAUAAUGGAUUAACUGGCUCAUUAGAAAAAGCUCUUGUAUAGCAGAGACAGAUCUUUACAGGUCUUGCUGUUUGCAUGAUUCUGUUGGCCUUUUUGCAUUUUGUCUCUCUAAUCUUGUCAGGGUUUUUUUGCUAUUCACAUUUCCCCCUCUCAGAACAAUCGUCCUCCAUGCUUAAUGUGCAAUACUGCUGAAUGUGGUUUCUCUGAGGUAGCUGCUAGCGAGGGAUAAAGAUUGUUGGAGAGAGUAAGUGUGUGGACUGGAGGCUGGUCCUUCACUGGUCUUGGUCUGCUGGUCCGUCAGCGUUGGUAAAGUCCUGUUACACACGGCAAAAAAAAGCUAUAGUUUUAAAAUGAUGAUUUUUUUUGAAAAUGUAAAAGCAUCAAAGUUUUGUAAAUUGUCCUUAUGAGAGGGGGACAUAUUUGUACACACAUUUAAUCCUGUAAAAAAAAAAAUAUAAAAGUAUACACUUUUGAAAGAUUACGAUCCAGUCACUAAAGAUUGACACGGUUGACUUGUGUGUAAACUUCACAGAUUUUUUUUAACCGAAAAAAAGCUUAAUCAGUGUUCUUUCCAGUUCUUUUAGAAUUCAGAAUUUUGUAGUCCAUCAAUAAACAUCAUGAAAAAUA